AUGCCUCCAACAACCCCGUCAUCUUCGAAUGGCCGAAGCAGUGUCGAAUUCCAUAGACCGAACUCUGAAUUCAUAAUGACGCACACCAUCCCGCCGACUACGUCUGAGCACGGCCAUUCGAUCGUCCGGCCUCCCUUCCACUACCACAUCUAUCAAUCCGAGCGCUUCCACGUCGUCUCAGGCGAAGGGACCUUCCGGAAAGGCACUGGCCGGGAGCCUUGGAUAACACUCUCCUCCGUGCCAGGCGGGCAAUCCACAGCAGGCGUCAAUGCUGGCGUAUACUACAAGUUCGAGAACGCGUCGAAGACAGACCCCCAGGUCAUCGACAUCCAGCUCGAUCCCGAGGCCUACGAGAGCGAACAGCGUUUCUUCCGCAACUUCUUCGGCCACAUGGACGAUUGCAGGAGGCCAAGGUGCAGCCGAGUAUUUUUCAGUUGA
Cladophialophora bantiana CBS 173.52 is the source of this 438-nucleotide messenger RNA. RefSeq lists its product as uncharacterized. The transcript has a single exon. The record is from RefSeq and is a predicted model, not a curated record. Bases 1 to 438 code for a protein of 145 amino acids. NCBI's taxonomy places the organism in Eukaryota, Fungi, Ascomycota, Eurotiomycetes, Chaetothyriales, Herpotrichiellaceae.